CACAGCUUUGGUAGGAGGAGUUUAAAGCUUAAGUGCUUCAGGUCUUUCAGACAGUAAGCAUCUAUUUUUUCAGUAAACUUUCCUUUCUCUGAGCACUGCCAGUAUUUGCGGAAAUGGAGGGUUCGAACUCAACAGAAAGAUUUGUGAGAGCUCCAACCAAAAUGGAUUUAGACAAGCUAAAGCUAGACCUUAAAGAACACGGACAAGAGCAUCUAUUGAAAUAUUGGGAUGAAUUAGACGAAGAACAGCAAGCUAGAUUUUACGAUGAUAUUCGCAGUAUUGACUUAGGAAAGACGAACCGGUCUUUUGCAACAACCUUACAAGAAGCUGAAAACCACAAAGGCGAAAAGAAGGACGAGCGAAUCAAACCAAUGCCACCAGAGCAGAUAGGAAGUGUCCCAAGAGCUGGUAGUUCUCUCAAAGUGUGGGAAGACCGCGGUCUUCAUGAGAUUUCCCAAGGAAAAGUGGCUGUUUUGUUGCUUGCGGGAGGUCAGGGAACACGGCUCGGCGUUUCCUAUCCUAAAGGAAUGUACAACGUAGGACUUCCUUCAGGAAAAACAUUAUAUCAACUGCAGGCAGAACGCAUAUGUAGACUUCAAGAACUGGCUUUCCAAAAAAGUGGAAAACGAUGUAUAAUUCCCUGGUAUUGCAUGACGAGUGAGGCCACCAAAGAAAACACUGAAAAGUUCUUCAGUGAUCACAAUUAUUUUGGACUCGAAAAGGAAAACUUUAUCCUGUUUGAGCAGAACACUAUACCGUGUUUGACGUUUGAAGGAAAAAUUAUUCUAGAUAGUCCAGGAAAGAUUGCCAGAGCACCAGACGGUAAUGGUGGACUCUAUGCAGCCUUAUCUGCGCAUAAGAUCAUAGAGGAUAUGAAGAAGAGAGGCGUGGAGUACAUACAUGUUUACUGUGUUGAUAAUAUUCUGGUGAAGUUGGCUGACCCUGUGUUUGUUGGGUUUUGUGCAGAAAGGUCAGCAGAAUGUGGUGCAAAGGUUUGUGAGAAGAAUUCUCCUACAGAAGCUGUUGGUGUUGUCUGCAUCUGUGAUGGGAAAUACGAGGUUGUUGAAUACAGCGAGAUAUCGCUGGAUGUUGCAGAAAGACGUGAUCCUAACGGCAAGCUGACAUUCAGAGAAGGAAGCAUAGCCAAUCAUUUCUUUACAGUGAAUUUUUUAGAGAGAUUUUGCAGAGAUCAUGAAGAUGAACUUCCAUUCCAUAUAGCACAGAAAAAAAUACCCCAUGUGGAUGAGAAUGGAGAAAGAGUAAAACCAACCACACCAAAUGGCAUAAAACUGGAAAAGUUUGUUUUUGAUGUUUUUCAAUUCACCGAAAAAUUUGCAGUGUUAGAAGUAACAAGAGAGGACGAGUUCUCACCUCUAAAGAAUGCUGGUGAAGGCAAAGACAGCCCUGUCUCCGCUAGACAAGCAUUACUUAACUUCCACUAUAGACAAGUCAUUGAUGCAGGUGGAAAAUUCCAGGACAGUAAUGGAACAAUUCUUUCCUCAACAAAUGAAACAAAUUCAAUAGUUUGUGAGGUGUCUCCAUUAUUGUCUUACAAGGGAGAGGGUCUUGAAGAUGUUGUCAAAGGAAAAACAUUCAUGGCAUCAGAAGAAAUUCACCUCAAAUCACCCGAAGAAGAGGAAAAUGGCGAACCACAAACCAAGAAAAUUAAAGGAGAUUAGAUCUCUAUAAAUUGCAAUAUUGUGAUUCAAAAUCUACAAUGAAUAUAUCCUUGGCCAAGUUGUUAAAACCCCAUAAUAAGCAUGACCCAGGAUUGAUUCCAUAGCUUUUUUAAGAGUUAAAGGUAGAGCAUUAAAGAUUUAGCUUUGUGGCAAA
This is a messenger RNA of Exaiptasia diaphana, 1833 nucleotides long. RefSeq names its product UDP-N-acetylhexosamine pyrophosphorylase. The coding region runs from base 114 to 1679 and encodes 521 amino acids. Gene Ontology annotation, biological process: UDP-N-acetylglucosamine biosynthetic process. Gene Ontology annotation, molecular function: UDP-N-acetylglucosamine diphosphorylase activity. The transcript is spliced from 10 exons. NCBI's taxonomy places the organism in Eukaryota, Metazoa, Cnidaria, Anthozoa, Actiniaria, Aiptasiidae. The record is from RefSeq and is a predicted model, not a curated record.